Messenger RNA from Coregonus sp. 'balchen', 3074 nucleotides. Lineage: Eukaryota; Metazoa; Chordata; Actinopteri; Salmoniformes; Salmonidae. The record is from the annotation of a GenBank genome assembly.
GUUGGUCUCGGCUGACAACAGUACUAUGGGCCGGAUCUUCCUGGACCACAUUGGCGGGACCCGCCUCUUCUCCUGCGCCAACUGUGACACCAUCCUGACCAACCGCUCAGAGCUCAUCUCCACGCGCUUCACUGGCGCCACGGGCCGGGCCUUCCUCUUCAACAAGGUGAGCCUGGUGACAGUUGACAACUUUACUGAUUUUCCUGUGUUUUAUAUAUAUUUUCACACUGAGGUUGGAAAUGUUGAAUAUUAUGAUGAUGCCCUUUUAGUGUAAGAGCUGUUUGAAAAGACCGCCUGAAAUGUAUGCCUGUUUUGGUGGGAUGGAAUUUUGGCCUGCCUGGUGACAUCACCUGAUGGUAAAUUAGUUAUUAGACUAUUAAGAGAGUUCCAAACCUCUCUGCCUAUAGCUAGUUUUACAUUUUCCCCUCCCCACUCCCAGACAUUCCUAGCAUAAUUCUUACUUGAGAAAUUGCUCUUUGCUAAGAAGCUAUUUUUGUUUCUUUUUGACCAUAAAAAAUAAUAAAAAAUAAAGUAAGGUACUUAAUUGUUACCCAGAAAUGAUUUAAUAGUGAGAUAAAAACAGAUGCAUGGACCUUUUUAAUUGGUUAUAGAUAGAGUCCUGGGAAAUACACCAUGUCCUUACAGAUAACACACAACACCAUUUCAUAAUUCUCUAGCCUCGUUCCAUACUGUAUGUGCUGUUGCAAACUCAUUGUUAGGGCAUACUUCUAUGGGACAAGCUGCUAGUCACUCGCACAUAGUGCACGCUUGUAUUUUUCUUUAUGUUGGUGUCCCUCUUGCGGGUUCAGAUACUUUGUUGAAUAAAUAUAUAUGUUUGUCACCCACAGGUGGUGAACCUGCAGUACAGCGAGGUGCAGGACCGUGUGAUGCUGACGGGCAGACACAUGGUGCGAGACGUCAGCUGCAAGAACUGCAACAGCAAGCUGGGCUGGAUCUACGAGUUUGCCACAGAAGACAGUCAGCGCUACAAGGAAGGCCGCGUCAUCCUCGAAAGGGCGCUAGUAAGGGAGAGCGAGGGCUUUGAGGAGCAUGUGCCCUCUGAUAACUCCUGAGUCCUCGUCCCCCCCUUUCUGCCUUGUGAACCCAACGUCUUUCCCAAUCCCCAGUGUCCCUACACUGCUCUCCCUAUAGGCAACUACCUGUGUAUCAGCUUCCCACCAGCAAGAAUUGUGUAGAGCUAGACAAGCCUGUCAUUUAGUCCGCCCCUAACACAUAUUGUACACACAAAACAUUUGAGAAUGCACUUGCUCACAGGCUAUACUGCUUGCGUAUAAUGUACAUGCAUUAGAUUCUACACGAUACAUGUGUAGACAUUGGAAUACAGCUGCCCGAAGAGUAGGGGUUGUAUCUUCUUAUUGACCCUGAGUGGAGAGCAAGGGUGCAUGGACAGAUGCUAAUGCCUUUAUGUCAGUGUUACAGCUGUGUAUGAUAAAACAACCACUCAGUUGCGUGAGAGUGUGCUGGGGGUGUUCCACCAUAAAAUAAAAAAGCGUUGGGUCAAAAAAUUUGACCAGAAGAUGAGUGAUGGCUUUCCGCAUUGUGAUGCUUGUGAUCAAGUAAGCUUGUGUUAGGAUUCAAUAUUUACGUUUUAUUUAGUGAGAAUGGGUGUGAAAAUUUAUGAGGAAAUAAUAUUUCAGAAUUUUGUCAUUAAAACCAGUUUCCAUUUGCUUUUACUAACAUGAUUUUUUGAUUUGAUAGUGAUUUUUUAAAUGUUUUUUUUUUAGCGUUAUAGAACUGACGUCAACCCUCACUUUGAUCCCGAUGAUAAAUGCAUGUUUGUGUACUAAAGCCUCUCUCCACGUCUACCGCUGGAACGACAGCACACCUAGACUAUAGAACCUAUGAUCAACCUCAAAUGCUGACAAUUGUGUAGCAAUUAUCAAAAGACAACUUGACCAUCAUGUAAAUGUGACCAAAAUACAAUUUAAUGGCAUUGUUGAUAAUAUUGCCAUUUUAGGAUUGGUCAGUGCUGCGUUUUCUUUUUGGGUUGUGUAGUCUUGCGAUGCCAUCCUUCCAAUCCUCGUUCAUCACUCCGCUAUUGGAACGAAGGAACAAAAUCGUGAGAAAGCCUGGAAAUCAAACCUAGGGGUUGAGUUAAAGCUACUGUUUUUUUGUCGUCAAGGCCUCCGGGUUUAUGAAUUAUUAUAAUAAAGAAAUUGAUCAUAUGAAUCAACUUUACCUCUUGUAUUGCAUCACUUCUCUGAUCAAUAUAGGACACUCAUGAGGGAAGAGUAUUUAUUGGGCAGGACUACACACUCCUCGAAACAAGGGCUAGAUUAAGUAGACACCUCAACACAAAGCAUAAGGGUACAGGCACACAGAUGAAUUAACAUACAGUAGAGGAAAUUCAUUGUCCUGUUGUCUGUCAAAAGUAGAACUCAUGUAUACUGUUUUACAGCAGAGCUCAAUACAUUAAAAAAGAAUUUGCUGGGUUUUAGGCAGACAAUCAUAUCUAUUGUCAUUCAUUCGGCAACUGUUGACUCCCAUUGAAAAACCAUUGUCUGAAAAUUCCAGAUGGAGCCAAUCUAAAUGUGGCCACAGCCUUAGAAUGCUAACAAAGUUGUACUCUGAAGGCUGACAGAAAACACAAAGGGUCAUGUUCAUUGUCUAUUUUAGAGAGCUUUUUAUUUUUCGUUACAGACAUUUGCAAAAUUUUCCAUAGAAUCAGGUUCACACUUUCCAUUAUCAAUUGUUUUGAUUAACUGCUUACAAGUUUCUGUAGAAAAUAAUGCAAAAUGUUAACCCUUAUUUUAAUCAUAUAAUUCAAUGUUUUAAAGAUCACACACAGGCCACCCAUUCCUCUAAUCCAGUUUAUUCAUCCUCAGCAAAAAGGGAAAAUAAUCAAAUAAGAACAUAAAAACAGAAUUGUUCUUGUUUUAUACAUUUAACUAAAUAUGCAGCUCUAUGCUAGUGUGUAAGUACAUCAAAACAAUAUGGUUAAAUAAAAUGUAUUUUAAGAUACAGAAAGAUUAAUUUCGUACAUUUUUCCAUUAGCACUCGAGAGAUGACGGGUCGCAGAAAUAUCAAAAUAAAACCACCCACGACGCCACUCU